Molecule: messenger RNA, 2834 nt
Organism: Pteropus alecto (black flying fox)
Lineage: Eukaryota; Metazoa; Chordata; Mammalia; Chiroptera; Pteropodidae
Gene: LRRIQ3
Product: leucine rich repeats and IQ motif containing 3
Exons: 8
Coding region: 162-2036 (624 amino acids)
Molecular function (GO): protein binding
Source: RefSeq, a predicted model, not a curated record
UUGGCCUGCCCAGGGAAAACCGUGAUGAGGUGAGCCCAGAGCCUUGCCCUAUUUCCCUAGCAACGGUCUGCGGAGCAGAUGGUCACCUAGCGAUUUGUCGGACUGUGUGGAGUCUGACCACUUGUUUCCAACUCAUAAGGUCUUGCAGCUUGGUUGACCCGAUGUUUCAUGGAACUGUCACAAAAGAGCUAACCAGUCAUGAAGAGUGGAGUCACUAUAAUGAAAACAUAAUAGAAGAUCAGAAAGAUUUUGUUUUUAUGAAGUUCAGUGGUCUUCAUUUAAAAUCUAUGGAAAAUUUGCGAUCUUGUAUCUCUCUUAGAGUAUGCAUCUUCUCAAACAAUUUUAUUACAGAUAUUAGUCCACUUCAAAGUUGUAUAAAAUUAGUCAAACUUGAUCUCCAUGGAAAUCAGGUAAAGAGUCUACCAGAUACCAAAUUUUGGAGUGGAUUGAAGAAACUAAAACUCCUCUAUCUUCAUGACAAUGGGUUUGCGAAGUUAAAGAAUAUAUGUAUGUUAUCUGCCUGUCCAAGCCUCAUUGCCCUCACUAUGUUUGAUUGUCCAGUAAGCCUUAAAAAAGGAUAUAGACAUGUUGUUGUCAAUAGUAUAUGGACUCUCAAAGCGCUGGAUCAUCAUGUGAUUUCUGAUGAAGAAAUAAUUCAGAACUGGCAUCUUCCUGAAAGAUUCAAAACCUAUAACCACAGGCUUUUCUUUAAUUUUUGCUCUGCUUUGAAAAAGGGAUCAACCUAUGAGGAUGAAAUUAAUAAUAUCAAAUAUGUUAUUUCAAAAAUUAAUGACAUUCUGGCUCAUAAUUCACCAGUUUUGAUUGUUCAAAGGUGGACACGUGGUUUCCUAGUAAGAAAGAGUUUGAGCUCCCUGUUUUUGUAUAAAAAACAUCAAGAAAAAUUUAUUAAUGAAUAUGAAACAAAACAGAUUUACAUACACAAAAGAUAUGAAGAUAAGUUCUUUAAAGAUCUCUUUUUUCAGCCUGAAACUAAUAUAACAGGAAAGCUUGCACGCUGGAAACAUAAUCUACAUUCUCCCGUUGAUUUAGAAAAUUCUAGUGAACAGAGAAAAUAUGUUUCCUCUAUUUUAUACAAAUUAAAAACAAAAAAUAUUGGCAUGAAAUCAAAAAAAUCAAGACAUCUGAUUCAAAAAGAUCAGAAGUCUGAAAAUGAAACUGAAGAUGAAGAAUUGGAUGCCAGUUUUAGGAUAUCAGUGUUCAAACUGCCCAUUCAUCCUUCAGAUUCGUCGAAGUAUGCUACGGUAUUGAAAGAGAAAGAACAAGAUUAUUUUUCUACAUAUGCGCAGCCAUUUUCUACCACUCAUCAAAAAAAAGUAAUUAAAAAAAAAGACAAGCUUUUGGAGAAGAAUAUAAGAAAGUUUCUUACAACACAAAAAACUGGUAUAAAACUCCAAACACUUUAUGAUAUUGAUAAAUAUUAUUCAGAACAAAAGAAGCAGGAAAGUCAUGAAAAAAAAGUAAUGGCUGUUACCAUGGCAAAAGAUGCCCAAGAAAGAGUUAGUUUAACUGUUCAAGAAUCUUCAAGUAAGAAAAAAUACACUGCACAAAGACGAACGGUAAAAGAUAAUUUCACAAUUCAGUAUGGCUUACAACAACUUUGGCAGGACAAAUUCAACUACCUUGAAAAAGUUAGAGAGAGGAGAGCUUUGUUUCUAGAAGAAAAAAAACAAAAGGCUGAGGAACGUUUAUUAAUUCAAAACUUAAAUAAUGAGCGUGCUAUUUUGGCCAAAGGUAUAAUUAAAAUGGACAGACUGAAGAAGCAAGAGGAUGUCUUAAGAGAGAAAAGUCUGGUUGUUCGGCAAAAACUGGAAAAUGAAAAAUAUCUAAAGGAAUUACGUAAACACAUGAAGGGUUUUAGGGCUCAAGAAAUAUAUAAAAGACACUGUGAAGAAAAAUUUGUUCUUGAUAUGAUUACUUUUCAAAAAGCUUGUGAAAGAUUACAAGAUGCGAAAACAAAAGUUGCACUUGUGAAAACGAAUUUAGUCCUUAAAGUUCCUAGUGGAAUAAGAGAAUGAACCAAUUCCAGAUCACAUCCUGUGGUCAUUUUGAGUUAUGGCCAUUAGUUUUAUUGAAAGGACUUUGAAGUAAUACUAUGAAAAAGAAAUACUCUGUCACAAAAUGGAUUUUCAUAUAAAUCUUUUUAAAAAUAUAGAGUAAUGAAAAUGUUUCUUUUUGAUCACAAUUUAACCUAAAUCAAGUUGACUUGACACCUCCUAAAGAUUCCUUAUAUAUCCAUGUGUCCUAGCAACAAUUAAAACUGAUUUCACUUAUUGAAGGAAAUAUUGCAAAAGGCAUUGCUUAUAUUGUUUCAUAUCCUGAGUAUAGCAAUUCAUAAGCCAUUUUCAGUUUCUCUGGCAAUCUUAGCAUAGUAAUUUCUGCCCCAGCUGCCAACUUUUAUUAAGACACUGUGUACUUUGAUUAGUUUCAUUACCUGCUUUCAUGUAUUUAAUUGCAUUGCUUUUUUAUUUUGCUAAAUUAUUUCUGAAUUUAUUUUUUCAAAAUAAAGUUUUCACUGUUAUAUCAGUGAUUCAUACUCUUAUAAAAAUGCAGAAAAUUUAAAGUAUAAAAGAAAAGUUAAACAUUCCUGUUAACUUUCUUGGAUAUUAUAAGACUGUGUAUAUUUGCUUUUGAUAUGUUUGCUUUUUGCGUAUACGUGGGGGCAGAAAGAGAGGGAGAGAGAGAUAGAAAGUAGACACGCAUAUUUAUAUAAUUGUGGUCAUAAAGUAUAUCGGAAUGGUAUGUUAAUUCUAAGUCUAUUUAAUACAUAUUCAUGGUAGAAAAUUUGAAAAAUAAAAAACAAAAAGAUAUAGAAA